GAAACAUAUUUUCAAGAGUUACAAAAAAAUUAGCUUAUUUAGUUAAAUAAAACAAUGAAUGUAUUUUACUAGGGUAUCCUCGUAGAUGGUCAGGAAAUAGCAGUGAAAAAACUUUCUAAAACUUCGAAUCAAGGGUUUGAGGAAUUCAAGACUGAGGUUAUGCUUACUGCAGAGCUCCAACAUGUAAAUCUUGUCAAAGUUUUGGGUUUUUGCAUUGAUAAAGAUGAACACAUAUUGAUCUAUGAGUACAUGCUGAACAAAAGCUUGGACUACCACCUUUUUGGUACAAUAGUUUCUGCACGAAUUCUUUUGGAUUGGACAAAACGUGUUCAAAUCAUAGAGGGGAUUAUCCAAGGACUUGUGUAUCUCCAAGAAUAUUCGAGAUUGACUAUUAUUCAUCGAGACCUGAAACUAAGUAAUGUAUUAUUGGAUGAAAAUAUGAAGCCUAAAAUAUUAGAUUUUGGUAUAGCCAAAAUUUUUGUGGAAAAUGAUCAUCAAACAGAACGAAUUGUUGGAACAUAUGGUUAUAUCCCUCCUGAAUAUGUUAAAAGAGGCAUAUAUUCAACUAAACUUGAUGUCUAUAGUUUUGGGGUUCUACUUCUACAAAUCAUAAGUGGAAAAAAGGUUUCAUCGUUAUAUGGCUCACAUGAAGACUUGAGCCUUCUAAAGCAUGCAUAUGAGUCAUGGAAAGAUGACAAAGGCAUGGAGUUUGUGGAUCCAUCAUUAGAUGAUACACAAUCCUCUUGUAAAUUAAUGAGAUGCUUGGAAAUAGCUCUACUAUGUGUCCAAGAAAACCAAAAUGAUAGGCUGUCCAUGUUAGAAAUUUCCUCGAUGCUCAAAACUGGAUCCACAAAUACAGUAAUCAGCCCUAAGAAGCCUGCUUUCUCAGAACAAAGUGAUGAAAAGAAAAUGACUAAAAGUUCAGAAUUAAUUUCGGUUGAUGAUGCAACAAUUUCUGAAGUGGUAGCAAGAUGACUCUAGGCUUUUGCAAGACCAAUAUUUGGUGGUCCUUGGAGAUCGGGUAGGAAGCUGCUUAAUUUGACCAUUAUAAUUUUCUGCAAUGUUAUUGAACCUAUUGCCAUUAAACAUGGAUGCCAACUAUGAAAGCGAUUAAUUGGUUGUAGUUUCAUCUUGUAUUAUAUGGAUAAUUCGAAGAAAAGGCCAAUACGAUGACAUUGACUU
Molecule: messenger RNA, 1182 nt
Organism: Pistacia vera
Lineage: Eukaryota; Viridiplantae; Streptophyta; Magnoliopsida; Sapindales; Anacardiaceae
Product: G-type lectin S-receptor-like serine/threonine-protein kinase CES101
Exons: 4
Coding region: 160-975 (271 amino acids)
Biological process (GO): protein phosphorylation
Molecular function (GO): ATP binding; protein kinase activity
Source: RefSeq, a predicted model, not a curated record